GCUCAUAAGUAUUGAACAAGAUUUUUCUUCCCAUACUUGUUUUUCGGAUUCAAAUGAAAACUAUUGAUCGAUUCGGUAAAUUGGUAAAAAAAAGAAAAAGAAACCGUUACCUUUCCAUGGAUAAACCCGUAAAGAAAAUGCGACAUGUGUAUUUGUAUUUAUUAUUAAAAUCGAGUAGAUGGAAGAAACUAAUUGAAAAUGAUCUAUGAUUACGACGAUCUUCGAAGCAGCGUGUCCGUACAUUUUACCGGUCAAGAGUAACACUUCGAUUAUGAAAAAUAGCGAAUUCCAUAAAACAUUGCCUAUUUUUGUUCAUCAAUCCUCGACGAUGAAAAAAAAAAAAAAAAAUCUUCGGAGUUCAUCUACGAUGAAAAGUAUGAGGAUCCGGAACAAGAAUCGCUGAAAAUAACUUCAAUUUUUUCGUAUAAAAUAUUACUCUUACUGUAGAUGUACGAGAAAAUUGUUCAUGAUUGAUGAACAUUUCGACAGUUAAUUAACGUGCAGAGAAUUUUCAGAAAACCUUCAAAGUGGAAUGGCGGCGAUAUUAAUGAAUUUCGAACGAGUGAAUUGCAGCAGCAGAAAUAAAUUAUCGAAAUUCUCAUACAAAUCCCAUUCGUGAACGAUCCUAGGAAGAAAAAUUUGUGAAAUAUUCCGAAUAUUUUGGAAAAAAAUCUGUGAAUUUAUAUUUUCCCGCCAGGAAUCGUUUAUGACGCGUCCGCCCCUCCAUCCCUCUAUUUUAUAUAGAGAAGCUUUGGUAAACGGUUGAGAGGUGGCGUGGUCGAACUCCCGCUCCGCGUUUUGACGAUGUCACGUGACCCACGCUUAACCGCCAUCUUUGCUUAGCCGUAUAAACAGUGUGUGCGGGACCCGGUUGCAUAGCGCGAAUUUCUCUUUAAUAAAGAACGUUUAUUUCGGUGUCCUCGUAUAAUUAAAAGCGGAAAAAAAUGUCCGAUAUCAAGGCAGAAACGAAGAACGACAAAGGCGUUGAGGAUUCGUCCAAGGACCAAUCGACCGGAGAUAAUCCAACACCAACGAAAAACAAACGGGGAACAACAAAAAGGCUUUCAUCCCUCGAGAAGACCGUACAGAGUAGUGACGCCGCAAUGAAGAACCUUAAUGCAUCGGUGGGUGCUGAAAUCGAAGGUAGAAGACGUACGCGUAGUUCGGUGCGAGGCUUAGCUGCACCGACGCCAGCCCCGUCACCUCCAAAGAAGGAGAAACGGGAGCCCGCGACGAAAGGGACUGGACGUGGUCGCGGACGUCCGAAAAGACAAGAGAAAAACAACGAAAAUAACAGAGAUGAAGAAGCAUCGAACAACAAGAACGAGAAGGGACAGUCGGAGGACGAAUCCUCAAAGAUGGAGGUCGACGAGCUGAAAGACGUGAAAGAAUCAAAAGCAUCGGACAACGAGGAAAAAAGUACCGAAGAAACGGAUGGUAACGAUACGAACGCCGAAAAGACGACCGACGCCAAUUCAAAGGACGAAAAAUCAACGGAAGAAUCUGAGAAUUCGGCGGAGGAUAGUAAGAGUACGAAUGAAGAUAAGAAAGACGACGAGACUAAGGACAGCUCAGAUUCGAGUCAAGACGCAACGGAAACGAAAAGCGAGGCUAACGUCGCCACGCCGGUAACAACCUCUACGACAACCACCGAGUCACAAAAUCCCUCCACUACCGAUACUCCCGUUGAGGAAAAGAAGGAAUAACCUUUCUCUUACUGCUCUAUCACCCCGCCAGGUACGAAGGCGCCGCGCGCACACAUCGGGGGUCCUCGAUCCAGUCCUCACGUCUAUUUUUAACUAAUUGACACUUUAUUGUUGAUCGUUAAUCUAAUCGGCGCAAUUGUGUUUUAUCAUCUAAUUCUCGAAGAUCCCGCCUGAAAUUUUUGAAAAGGAAAAAAACGAUGAAUAUUUUGAAUUUUCGAACACGAAUGCUUUCGGCAAAUUUUCCAAUGGAAAAUGAUAUCUUGAAACGUUAGAUAUCCCAUUUAUCGUCUAUUGCAAGAAAGAGAGCAGCCUUUUUGAUACAACCUCAAUUCGGAAGCGGGCGUGAGCGAUGAUUGCGCUGGUUGGCCGGCGAUGACAAAACAAUGUGUAGAGCAGCAUACCAUUGUGCAUGUACAAUGAUAAUAUUAUUGUAAAAUAUAUUUAAUAUGGACUUACAUAAAAGGAAGUUUGUUUUUACACGUCGUUUUCCGAAUGAUGCCUCCGGCUAUCGAAUUGUUCAGAUAUUAACGAGGCACAGUGAUGAAUUUAACGACGGUUGAAGGGAGAAAAACAAAAUGUUCGAACAAUCGUUUCGGACUGAAAAGAGCAAAAAUAAAACGAAAAGUAAGCACGGUCGAUAUUCGUCAAAUAAAGCAUGGGUAUCAAUUCAAGGAAGAGAAAAAUAACGAGAGAAACGUCGUGCAUUAUUUGGCAAUUGUAUUAUUUUUAUACACGAUUUCCUCGGUAAAUGAAUAUCUCGAAUUAAAAAUUCAAAAAGAAUAAAAUAAAACUGAAAAACAUCCGUUUGGAAUUGUAAUUACGUCUUAUUGUCAAGGGUUCUAUGCGAAAUUAAAAUUUUCACGGCUCAAUAUGCUCAAUUUUUUGAAAAAAAUGUAAGUUACACACCGCUAUUCUCCCCUUUCAUCAGAGAAGAAGGUAAAACUUAUUUUUCACAAAAUAUCAAGGAUUUCCAAGUAAACCGUGUAUCUGCUUUUCAGUCACCUCUUUCGCACUCAAGCGACUGACAGAUCACUUAAGCACGUACAGAGUCGUUGUUGCUUUGAUAUAUCUUAAUGCACCUUAAAGGGAAAAAAACCGAAAACCCUCAUUAUUUUUUUUCUUUCAAAGAUUUCAAUUUUUUUCUGCUCGUCCCAAAUUGAAUAUGUUGUUAUUAUUAUAUAUCCGAACGGUUGUGAGCGUACAGAUAAAUAAUAUGAUCGAUGGACUAUAUAUUUAGCGAAUGCACAUUUGAUGAGACACCAAACUUCGAUAUUAGUUUGUUCUGCGUUGCUCUCAAUUUUCAAAUCGUUCGUUUUUAAUAUCAUUGUUAUGCAGGAAUUUUAUUAAAUACUUGCGAAUGAAAGACGCAAAAAUAACACAAUUGCUUCGAAAUUGUACAUAUUUGUAAAGUAUUUGAACAGAAAAAAACGUGUCCUCGAUGCAAUGGUAACUUCUUAGCGCGAUAAAAACCGUUGGUCGAUAAAAAUUUUAAUCAUCAAUUUUUUCAACAAGUUUUAAUCAUCGAAAUUUUGGUGCAUUGUCAUAAAAUCGAAUUUCUUGUUUUCAGCAGCGUUUUUUUUUUUUAUUAUUAUUUCAAUAUGAGCACAAUGUAAAAUUCCGUGACGGAAGAACGUACGAUGAAAUUUGGCAUCGAUAAGCAACAACCUCUACUCACCUACGCUUUGUUGCUCGGCGACAUUGAAUCUGAUGAGGCACGAAUCGCAAUCCUCUUCUUCAAAUGGCCAAAUGGUUUUUGAAAAUAUAUUCAUAUACCGAAUUCUAAUCUCCAAUUUUCGGUACAACGGAAUCUGGAGGCUAACAGCAGUUCAUGAUUGCGUACGAUUUUCAGAGACUCGGGAGUGUUUCUCAUAGAAAAGAAUCGAGCAAUUAGACAGCGUGAUAACGUUGAUUUCCGAUAGAACAUGGACUUUAAAUUAUCAACGGUGUGUCUCUCGUUGGGUGGAGGUUUUUAUUAGAUCUAGUUCACUCUAGCGUUACACAUUAGUUAAAUAAUUAUAAUAUGAACAAUAUUAAAUAUAUAAACUUGAUUCUUCCGGGUAGAUAUUGCUCGUGGAUUAAGAGAUACGUGUAAUAAACAAAAAUAUACACUACCGGGGAAAAUUUUCUGGAUAAAAGUCCAAAAAGUUCCUGCACUUUGUUUGUGCUUCUCCGCCGACAGUUUAGAUUUGGAUGCAACGAAUGACAUUGUGAAAGAGAUUUAUUUUGAUUUUUUCGGAAAGUCUACGAUCCUUUUCAGAUUCUGUGAGCGAAUACGCAAAGGUAUAUUGAUUGCCAUACCUCGAAAAUGUGAUGGGGUUUUUGAUUAAAUUUUAGGAAAGAAAAAAGUUUUGUUGCUUUUACUCUCGACUCAUUAGGAUUUUAUCAGAUUUAUUUGCAAUUUAUUUUUUUAUUAAAUUUUUUUUACCUCAAUUGUUGAUAAAUUGAUGUAGAGUUUUUCAAGAAUUAUGGAGCCGUGUUAAAAUAUACAGAGUGAAAAAGACUCCAUUGCUAUAUUAAAAUUUUUUAUUCAUAAAUUUCUUCAUUUAUACCGUUCAAACUUUGAUCUCGUCGAAGAAAUCACCUUUGGUAUUCAGCAUUUUUUUUAUGAUCUGCUGCAUCUUUUCCCACGAAUUUUUCAAAAACGCGCAAUUGAGUCUUAUGCCACGUUUCUUAGUCUCUCCCAACGGUGCAGAUGAAUGCGUCAUUUUUCUAAUUCGGUGAUCCAAUUUAUUCCACAUUGUGUACAAAAAAUUACAUCUGAAAAUGUGGCCCAAUUGAAAAAGAAAAAAAAACGAAUGUUUUCAAAAUGACGUAGUACCCGUAAAAAAGGUCGGUGACUUAAAAAAAAAAACAACCAAAAUAAAGCCUCUUUUCAAAUGCUCUUUUUGCAUCCGAAUUUAGACUACUGACGUAGGAGCACAAAAAAUAGUGCGAGAAUUUUUUUGGACCUUUGUCUAGAAACUUUUCCUCGUUGGUAUACGUAUAAAUAUAUCUAUAUAUAUAUAUGAUAGCAUUUUAUCAUAACUAAUCUAUAAUUUAUAAAUAAAAGGAAUGAGUGACAUGUGAAUGUGAGACAGACCGUAGUUUUUUUACUCUCUCAUCAUUUUUUGGUUUAAAUCAUAAUUUUUUCAAUUGUUUUUUUUCAAUUGUAGAUUUAUAAGGGUGCAGGGACGGUCAACACGUUUUUCUUCAGUCCUUCGUUGUUCAUCUUUAUUUCUAGUAGGGAUGUACGUCCUGUAUGUACCUAUAAGUACUCAACUUAUUCUGAUACUCUAUUUCGGCUACUAAAUGUAUAGCGAGAAACAAUUCUUACUUAUUGUAACAGCAACUUUGGGAUGAUGCUGUUCCAUUAAAUUUUGUAACGGAACAAAUAUUGCUUCAAUCAAUAAAUUCAAUAAAAAUGUA
Molecule: messenger RNA, 5111 nt
Organism: Venturia canescens
Lineage: Eukaryota; Metazoa; Arthropoda; Insecta; Hymenoptera; Ichneumonidae
Product: lisH domain-containing protein C1711.05
Exons: 5
Coding region: 945-1706 (253 amino acids)
Source: RefSeq, a predicted model, not a curated record